Messenger RNA from Leptopilina boulardi, 2149 nucleotides. RefSeq names its product succinyl-CoA:3-ketoacid coenzyme A transferase 1, mitochondrial (gene SCOT). The transcript is spliced from 8 exons. The record is from RefSeq and is a predicted model, not a curated record. Lineage: Eukaryota; Metazoa; Arthropoda; Insecta; Hymenoptera; Figitidae. Bases 380 to 1957 code for a protein of 525 amino acids. Gene Ontology annotation, biological process: ketone body catabolic process. Gene Ontology annotation, molecular function: succinyl-CoA:3-oxo-acid CoA-transferase activity. Gene Ontology annotation, cellular component: mitochondrion.
AAAAAAAUAACAAUUUUAAAACCGGAAUGAAAACUUUAAAUAUGUUAACAAAAUUUAACGCAGACUAUAUUGCAACAUUAUAUUUUGUGCUGGAAAUUAUUUGCAUAAAUAUUAAAGGCAUAUCCGGUUUUGAUAAAUAUAUUUGAUAAUCUAUUUUAACUGUGUAAGUGAAAUAAACGUAUUAACACUAACAAUGAAAUAUUCUCUUUGAUUGUUGCAUAUUAAUUUAAGAGAUGCCCAAUUUCUUAAUGUGUGAAAUUCAGAAGUAACCAAUGGUUCAGAAUAUAUAAUUUGUUCACUAUCAGUGAUUGUACAAAAAUUUUAGGUUAAAAGAUUAAAGUCCACAUUGUGAUACUUGUUUUGGACAGAAAGUUUAAAUAUGAUUUUCAUCACUAGCAAAACUAGUAGAAUCUUCUUUCGUUUUAUAGCGGAAUGUAGAUUUAAACAAAAUGAACUAGUCAAGAUAUCAACUAGUAAAUUCUCAGUUAAAGCUGAUUUAACUGGAGAUGGAAAAGUAUUUAAAAAUGCCGAAGAAGUUGUAUCAGACAUUGAAAAUGGUUCAAAACUUUUAGUUGGUGGCUUUGGACUUUGUGGAAUACCUGAAAAUUUAAUAGAUGCUGUUUUAAAAAGAGGAUCAACUGAUUUAACAAUUGUUUCCAAUAAUGCCGGUGUUGAUGAUUUUGGACUUGGAAAACUAUUAAAAGAACGAAGAGUUAAGAGAAUGAUUUCCUCUUAUGUUGGUGAAAAUGCAGAAUUUGAAAAACAAUAUCUUCAAGGUGACCUUGAAGUAGAACUAACACCUCAAGGCACUUUAGCCGAACGUAUAAGAGCGGGAGGUGCUGGUAUUCCAGCAUUUUACACUCCCACUGGUUGGGGAACAAUUAUACAAGAGGGUAAUGUUGUUGUUAAAUACGAUAAAUCAGGUAAAGCAGAAAUAUCAGGCGAUGCAAGAAGUACUCAAGAUUUUAAUGGACGAAAUUAUGUUCUUGAAACUGCAAUUACCGGUGAUUUUGCCUUAAUUAAAGCAUGGAAAGCUGAUAAAGCGGGUAAUUUAAUAUUUCGAAAAUCAGCAAGAAAUUUCAAUCCAGUUAUGUGUAAGGCAGCAAAAAUUGCAAUAGCCGAAGUUGAAGAAAUUGUUGAAAUUGGACAAUUGGAUCCUGAUAAUAUUCAUGUACCCGGUAUAUAUGUAGAUAGAAUUAUAAAAGGUUUAGCGUACGAAAAACGAAUUGAGAAAAGAUUAACGAAACAAUCGGUGAAACCUAAAAAAUCAACACCAGCUGGCAAGGCUAGAGAGAGGAUUAUAAAACGAGCAGCUGCAGAAUUUAAAAAUGGAAUGUACGCUAAUUUGGGAAUUGGCAUACCGAUGCUUGCCAGUAAUUUUAUUCCAAAAGGAAUGAAGGUGACAUUACAAUCAGAAAACGGAAUUUUGGGAUUAGGUCCAUUUCCCGAUGAAUCUGAAAUUGAUCCCGAUUUAAUAAAUGCCGGUAAAGAAACUGUUACCGUUUUACCUGGCGCUUCAUUUUUCAGCAGUGAUGAGAGUUUUGCGAUGAUAAGAGGGGGUCACGUCGAUUUAACAAUUUUGGGAGCAAUGCAAGUCUCACAAAAUGGAGACUUGGCAAAUUGGAUGAUACCGGAAACAAUGGUUAAAGGAAUGGGAGGAGCAAUGGAUCUUGUAUCUGCUGAAAAUACAAAAGUUGUUGUCACAAUGGAACAUAAAGCUCGUGAUGGAAGUCCAAAAAUUUUAGCCAACUGCACAUUACCAAUUACUGGUCAAGAAUGUGUGGAUUUAAUAAUUACCGAUUUGGCAGUUUUUGAAGUAAUUAAAGGAGAGGGUCUGAAACUUAUCGAAAAAGCACCGAAUGUUGACAUAAGUGAAAUCGUCAGUUCGACUGGCUGUGAAUUCUCCGUUUCUGACGAAUUAAAGGAUAUGAUUCAGGUUUCCCAAGAUGAGUCCUAAAUCAGUUUAUAAACUAUAUAACUGAACUGGACCAAUUUUUUUUUAUUUAGAUUAAUCAAAUAAAAGCGAAACUAAUAAAUAGGUGCAAUGAACAAUUUUUGUAUUAUAAAAUAAUGGUAUUUUUAAAGUUAUGACUGGAAAUUAUAGUUAUAAAACAAGUUACUAAAAAUAAUAAAGCUGAAUAUUUGGUAA